AUGAUAAGGAAGGCAAACCUUGCAGAGAAGGGAAUUAUCAAUCGGAACACAUCGCUGCGCGUGUUCAUCAUACUACCUACGAAAGUACGAAGCCGUCAGGAAGGAAGAGCCCUCAAAAAACGUUUACCACUUAACCCCCUUGAAACUCCUUGUAAUCACCAUCCCACCCCACCCCCCCUCCGUCCCCCACGGGGCUCUUCUUCCCCCGGUUAUUCGUUCGCCUCUCCCAAAACCCUAGCCCUCCGCGAGCGCGCGAUCCCCGAAACCCUAACCCCGCCUUCCCCUCCACAUCGGCGCCGUCACAUGGCCUCCCGGGGAGCCUACGACGGCGGCUCCGGCGCCGGAGGCAAGAUCCGGAGGCGCCCCCCGUCCCGCGCCGCCGCCGCCUCGCCCUACGCGCGCCCCGCCCCCGCAUCCGCGGCGACGCGCCUCGGCGGCGGCGGCGGCGGCGGCGGCAGCGGCGGGUGGUUCUCCCGCCUCGUGGCCAGCGGCGCCUCGCUCCUCCUGCCCUCCGUGUUCCGCAAGCCGCCGCCGCCGCAGCCGGAGCACGAGCGGGAGCGGGAGCAUCUCGGCGAGCCGCCUUCGCUGCCCGAGUUGCUCGAGGAGGCGCCCUCGCAGGCGGAGACGCUCGAUACUCCGCCGUCGCCUCCGCCUCCGCCUCUAGAAGAUGACAUUCCGGAAGAAGAAGAAGAGGGCACCGGAACCGUGGCUAAUAAUUCUGCCAAAGAUGGAGAUGACAUUCUUAGAAGGUCUGAUAGCUAUGACGUUAUGGAUCUUGAAGAACUAUUGAAACAGAGGACAUUCACGAGGAGUGAAUUUGAAUAUUUGUCUGAGUUGUUGUUAUCUAGAACGGUUGGGUCCAAAUUAUUGAUUCCAGGAGUUGGUAAUAUGAAGAAAAUGCAUUUUCCUGAGAAGGAUCAAGUUGCUUCACCUGCAGAACUUGCAAAGGCAUACAUGGGUUCAAGAUCUUCUAAGGGAUCACCAUUACGUCUUAGAUUGCAUGACCCCUCUGUACUUUCCAAAUCGAUAGAAGCUAAUACAACACAAAUAACGAGGCCUCCCACCCUCUCUCUGCUCGCGAGUGCAAGAAAUCAUGCUCCAACCACCUCUGAUCGUCUUGGGAGCAACUACACGACACCAAAUAGAUCAGCAAUAUACAAAAUGUCAUCAUCUCCUUAUUUUAAGAGUGCUGUUUCUUCCAGGGAUUUGUUUGGUACUGUAUCUCCAUAUCAGGCUCCAAGCAGCCUUCAUACAUUUGGAAGGCAGGUUCUGAAGAGGAAGAGUGCUGCUCUCAAUAACGAGAGUGCCUCUGUUGGUCCCAUACGCAAAAUGCAUCAGAGGUACAACAGAGUGUCACCACUGUUGCAAACUCGGUCAGGCCACCGUGGAUAUAGUGGUAGUCAUGCUAGCAAACUUGAUGAAGGUUUGGAACACUCAGUACAAAGUCAAAAACGUAGGUGUCUGGAUAAAGUUGGUGAUAUUACUCGAAGUGGUGUACAUGACAGAGCAAAUGAUAGCAGUUUUGGUCAGGCACCAGCACAGUCAAUUCAAAUGGCUGCAAAGAUAUUGAAGCAGCUUGAUACGAUAAUUCCUUCACAGAAGGAAGGCACAUUAGCAACAAGGCAAAAGCAUGUGGACAUCUUAGAUGUUGAGGAUCCUAUUUCUCAGAAAACUGAAGUAUCAGCACAGGGCAGUCUUUUGAAACCAUCUUCGUCACGAGUUAAGGAGUCUUUACCUAAUAACUCCAACUGCGCUGCUAAAUUUACCUCCGCCGCAAAAGACAGCAAUACUGUUGAUGCUACAUCUGACAAAUCAGCUAAAUUGAUGCCCAAGGAUUGGUUGGAGAUGGAUAACUGUAGGGGAAGUACAAAGUUGUCACUCAACCAAGGAAAUGAUAAAACUGAGAGAAAGCAAUCACCAAUCCCAGAGAAUAAUGAUAUGAGUUCUGGAAUAAUAAACAAGGAGAAACCUCCAACAUUGCCUUUGAGAAGUCAUGCUCCUUCAAAUCUAGUAUUAUCCAGUGAAAUUGACCGAAACAAAAUCCUAGCAUCAUCAAAUGGCUUUUCAUUCCCGGUUCCGGCUGCUCUGACUGGCCAUUCUCAGGCCCCUCCAACACCUACUUUGGCAUCUCCACCUGUACUAUCUGUUGAGAAGCAGCAGCUGUCUGCAUCAUCUAGUGCACCAGUUACUUCAGUGGAAAGUAUUCCAAGGGUUUUCAAACCAGUUUCAGAAGAAGCCUCAGUUUCUAACCAACGUGAUACAAAGUCGAAUACAGAUAAACCACCAAUUUCUCAAAGCUCUGGGCAAAUUGUUUCUUUCACUAGUAAUCCAGUAUUUAACGUCAUCUCCUCAAAACCAACAACCUUAAGCAAUGGCCUGGCAGAUACAACAAAAUCUGCUUCUGCUGCUGUAUUUCCUUCCAAUGGAUCAACCAAGUCAGUUUGUUCUACAAAUGCUGGCUCUUCAACACCUUCGUUCCCAAAGUUCUCAUUUCAGCCUGGAUUCCGAACAUCAACCUCUUCAGUGCAAUCUAGCGGUAUUCAAGAGCCUGCUAUAACAGCUCCAUUCAGCACUGUGAGUAGUUUAGCUGGGGGCAGUUCAUCGCCAUCCUCAAUGAUAUUUGCUGGUGCUACUUCUCAAUCUAGUUCCAUCACCACCAGUGGCAGUGUUCCCUUCCAAUUCUCUUCUCAAUCUAGCAGUGAAAGUUCAUUAGCUGGCCAAGACAAAUCCAAGGCAGCAAGCAGCAGUGCCCCUUUUAGUUUCUCUCCACAGUUUGGCAGUACAAGUCCGUUUGCAGGCCAGGGCAAAUCCAAUUCAGUCUCCUCUCAGUCUACUUUGCUGUCUGGAAGCCAAUUUAGCAAUUCACUAUCUGCACAGACUUCAACAAGCAAUUCAAACCUAUUAUCUUCAGAAAAAGUAAAUCCUGGGAGCUCGCCAAGCUUUGCAUUUGGUUCAUCAGCACCAGGCUCAAGCCCUGUGUUUUCGUUAGCAGUUGGUUCUGGCACUACUUCUGCAACACCUGCUUCAGCAUCUUCACCAAUUUUUUGCAACCGUUUAACUAGCACAAAUGCUCCACCUUUUGGCUCCCCUGCCACUUCACCUUUUAGCUCAACCUCGAGCCCUGUAUUCUCAUUUACCUCAGCUACGCCUACGAUACCAAAUGCAUCACCUACAACACCACUUUUUGGUACACCGAGCCCGACUGUUGGUUUAAGUACAGGAACUGAUCAGAUGAAUGGAGGUCAGAUGGCUGGGGACAAGAACCCGUUUGCUUUUUCAGCAGCUUCACCCUUUGGUCUUCCAAGCAGUUCACCAUCCACUCCAACUCUGUUUAGUACGCCAGCAACUCAGUUUGCUUCAGCUACAUCCGCUUCACCGGGCAUGUUCCAAUUUGGCCAGCAUAGUCAAUCAUCCCCAGGUGGCUUCUCAAUAGGCACUACUGGUGGCAACAGUGAAAAGUCUGCAAGAAGAAUUCUAAAAGUUAAGCGAAAGAAAUAAGUCACUUCGUCCUCUGUCAAGGACAAGGAUCAUGAGAACUUAUUACAGCCUGCAUUGCAAAUUGCUCUGGUUUUUCAGGGCUGAGGCGAUCGGCAAACAGAAAUUCACAUUUCUUCAUUUUAUACCAGGAGUGUUUGCCUGAGCUGGCAAAGAUGCCAGUGUUUUCUUUUGGCUGAUCCGAAUUUUGGCACAUGAGCUAUGGAGGUACCCAAUGGACUGUUUUUUGAACUGAAUUUUUGUAUGAUUUAUCCUCUCAUGAACCAUUGCGAAUUUGUUAAAAUUUGAAUGUCAUCUGUUCUUACAAACCUGGCAUUGAUUCUGUGUACCUCUUCUACUCUAUUCUCCCAUAUCGAUAUAUGGUCGAACGGGUACAAUUUCAUUUA
Messenger RNA from Oryza sativa Japonica Group (Japanese rice), 3881 nucleotides. Its product is annotated as nuclear pore complex protein NUP1. Lineage: Eukaryota; Viridiplantae; Streptophyta; Magnoliopsida; Poales; Poaceae. Gene Ontology annotation, cellular component: nuclear envelope. Gene Ontology annotation, biological process: nuclear membrane organization. The record is from RefSeq and is a predicted model, not a curated record.